AUGUCUCGAAAAGUAAAAAUUGUCUGUCUUUCCCUUUUAAGCACCACACCUGUUGUCACGGCUGCAAUCUCCACCCUUGAUGACAUCCGCAGGUCCAAUCUCACCUGGGUGGGAGGAUUCAAUCGGACGGUCUGCUAUUCCCGAACCCUCGACUAUCUCAACAAGAACAUCCUAGCCAAUGACAGUGAGGUAUUCUUUCGCGAUGGUAGUGGCCGACCAAUGUCGGGAAAGCAAGAUAUCACUCUCACCCUGCCUGGAUGCCAGGCGUUGUGCGGUGAACGCCAGGCUUGGUAUUGGGACAUUGGCCCACGGAUCACGACCUGGCUCAUCCCAAUCCUCCUUCUCAUCAGCAACGUGGAGCUUUCCCCGCUGGACAAAAGGCGAUUCUUCGCCAUCAUCCAUCUGAUGGGGGACCCAAUCGACUCCAUCUGGUCUCUUGUGCACAAGAUCGAUGCCUGGGACCGGUGCUACAGGCUUGCAGCUGAGCAAUAUGCCGACGAUCCAGACCGCGUCCAAAGGGUGAUUGCCACAGUAUUUGCAGGCUUUGAAGAGAUCAAAGGACCUGACAUCACAUUAAAUUACCUCCUCCAGACGCUCAUCAUGACAGCGAACCCCUUCCAAGAGGCAAUUUACCGCCAAUGGAGACUCGCUGCCGUCGAGCUAGCCGAUAGCAGAUCUGAUGAAAUCCUCCGGACUACCCUGGCAGUCAUUCUAUAUUUCUACCACGUUGUUGCGAGUUUCGUUGAAGAAGUAGGUGGCGAUCAAAGCAGCCCGCCAGGUGGAAGGAUCGGCACGGCCAUGUUCAUAUCCUGGCUUGUGCCAGUGGUUCUCUUGAGUAACAGCAUCGGAGGAUUCACCUCUCGUCGAUCGGCCUCCAGCAUCCUCAUUCGCUUUGCACAAUCCACCGGUCUGGAACUGGACUUCGCAUCAAGGCAAUCUACACGCCUUCGACAAUCUACGCCUCUCGAGAUGAUUAUUUCGAAUCCCUUGGCUGCCUUCAUCUUCUGCAUCUCUAUCGCACCAAUCGUUAUUGGUAUGACCGGAUCUUUCGUAAUCAUGUGGCACACUCUGCCCGUCGGAUUCGCCUGCCGGCACUUGUGGAUAAUUGCCGUGUUUACCUUGUAUUUUGUCAGCGCUUUCAUCACUUGGGCUUCACACUCUCGUCAUUUUGCCACUGGAGCAUAUCACUGGCACUUCGUUCUUUAUAAGGACGGUCUCAUCGGAGUUACGAGCCUUCUUGCAAUAUUUCUCUCCAGCAGCGGCGCCUUCAACUCUUGCUAUUGCUUCAGUGGUAACCUUUAUUAUCGUGGUCGCGGUCGUGUCCUUCUAAACUCGGACCCUUUCUAUCAUCGCAAAAAUGACACUGUAUAUCCCGCCGUCGUUGCUAUUUGCUUAUUCCUAGAACUCGCUGUUUUCGCUGCAAUGGCAUGGAUCUGGUGGAACGGGCUGCAGGUGAUGAGAUGGAGUGAGAAGGCAAGGGCCGAGGAGUGGGAGGCUGCAGAAGGCGGCACAAGGCCAAUACCCGGACAUGCAGCUCGCCCGCAAUCCCGUCAACAGCUUAUCCAUCGGCUGGUGGGAGAAGAGCCCAAGAAAUGA
Endocarpon pusillum Z07020 is the source of this 1596-nucleotide messenger RNA. RefSeq lists its product as uncharacterized. The transcript is spliced from 2 exons. The record is from RefSeq and is a predicted model, not a curated record. The coding region runs from base 1 to 1596 and encodes 531 amino acids. NCBI's taxonomy places the organism in Eukaryota, Fungi, Ascomycota, Eurotiomycetes, Verrucariales, Verrucariaceae.